This is a messenger RNA of Liolophura sinensis, 4035 nucleotides long. RefSeq lists its product as uncharacterized. Gene Ontology annotation, cellular component: plasma membrane. The transcript is spliced from 9 exons. Lineage: Eukaryota; Metazoa; Mollusca; Polyplacophora; Chitonida; Chitonidae. The record is from RefSeq and is a predicted model, not a curated record. Gene Ontology annotation, molecular function: voltage-gated proton channel activity. Bases 316 to 1884 code for a protein of 522 amino acids. Gene Ontology annotation, biological process: proton transmembrane transport.
AUAAUGUCACCGCGGCACUUCUGAUAUGGUAGAACCGUACAUAUCACAUAUCACUGAUAAACCUAAGUGCUUCCUUGAAUUGCCAAACUCUACCAUUCUUCAACGAACUUUUAAAGAGAUCAUUUUCUCAAAUUUACUGAUCAAGCGCCGUCGUCAAUACAUUUGCUGACGUGAUUUACGGUCUUUGACGACAGAGACAAUAAAUCAAAAAACCUCAUUGGCGUUAUCGUUACUCUUGUCUUGAACUGAUCUGCCCUUCGUCAGUAAAGACUAUCGGGACACUGACUUCUCAGGACGUGUUCAACCGGCCCAGAAAUGGAGAGAAAAAACUCCCUUGGGGACAAGCAACCCCAGCUGGACGGCGUGGGCAUGAUGGAGAAUGGUAAAUUCUACAAAGUGUCGAUGAGCCCUAGUGCUAGAAAAGAAGAUGACACCCGUCGUACUUUAGAACCUGUUGUCGAAAUCGAUGACACAGAAAUGUUCAAGAAGCCCAAUCGACUGAAACGAUGUCGUAACAAACUGAACACUGGUCUCCAUACCCACGUGGCCCUUAUAGUUCUCGUCGUCUUGGUAACUCUAGACGCCUCGUGUGUGAUUGGUCAGAUUCUUUGUGACAUCUUAAUUAUUCAAGACAAACUGUGGGAGUCGGAGCACUCUGCAGAAGAACUCGUGGAUAUAUUACAGGACUAUUUUCCGGAAAAACUAAACAAUACGAAAAAACACUAUACGCUGACUCAAAUCUUAGAAAUUCUGAAAGAGUCUAUGAACCACACGUCGUCGGUCAACCAUGAUGGCCAUUCGCACGGUGUCAAGGUCAAUGCUAGCCCCUCAAAAAGCCCCACGGUGGCCAGCCCCAGGCCUGUUGCUGCUGGAACCCCUGCCUCCCCGACCACUGCGGGGCUACCAGACCCCACCCAAGCCCCACCUACACCAGCUAGAGUACGAAGAGCAUUCGACGAGGCGAUGGAACAGCUUUUGUAUUCAUCAGUUGAUUCGCAUGCGCACAGACGAGUGCGGCGAGCGGCGGAAGGCGGUCACGGCGAGCACUCACUUCUAGAAGAGCUCACUCACAUUUUCCAUCUGGCCAGUCUGGCCAUUUUGUCAUUCCUUGUUUUUGUGACUGUCUUGAAAAUUUUUGCCAUGGGCAAAAAGUUCCUGCAUCAUAAACUCGAGAUGUUUGACAGUUUUGUCGUCACAGUAUCCUGGGCUCUUGAUCUUGCCUUCCUUCAAGGUAUCUGGGCCAAACCAGGACCCGACGCCGCCACCAUCCUUUUGUUCCUCUUACCCUGGAGAGUGGUCAGGAUUGUCAACAGUUUCGUGAUGGUUAUUGAAGAAAGAGAACACGUGAAACUCAAACUCCUUAAGCUGAAACUACGUACCGGCGACAAGAAGAUUACAGGCUUGAAGCUUACAAUCGAGAGAUACAGGAUGGAGGGAAGGAACCUUCAGGGACUUUGCCGAAAACAUGGCGCUUCUGAAGCGGAAAUCAACGCAUGCGCUCCACAGUGGAAGAGAAGACGGAGCAGUUUGGUUUCACUUAUGGAGAACUGUGCUAAGCUAGCUUUCGUCGGCGCCAUUGGCAGCCAGCCCUCGGACAUACAUAAGAAGGACGAGGUUUCGGAUAAUUCCGACGACGAGGACAAUGUGAACACGCACGCUCCUCGCAGAAUUACUUCCACGGAUAGCGGCGUGUCCAGCGUCUCCAUUAACAGUGCCUGUGAUUUUUCGAACGGCAAAGACAAUCCCGUAUUUAUGUUAGACAAUGGUUCCUCCGGCGGAAUUUCCCGAAGAGGUUCCGUCAAUUCUUUCGGACGCCGGAGCUCACUGGCGUCGUUUGGAAGACGGGAUUCUACAGCGUCGUGGACGGACUACUCAUAUCCCUAAAUGCCCACGGUAAAAUCUAACAAGAAAAGUGAUAUCAUUUUUUUCUAUCGUUGUAUAAGAGAAGGCUUUCUAUAGGACACUUAGAUCUAUUUAGUACCCAGUCCGCCUGCCUCUGACGACAGGAGAAUUACCCUCCGUGCUGCUCUCUGUUGUGAGAAAUCAUCAACAUAAAGCCCUGAACAGCAACUGUUGCGUGUUAUUUGUACCAUAGCAACCCCAUAUUUUGUGUUGUCGCUUCUUGGAUAUUUUCCGGACCCAUAGAAAGCUGCACAAUGUACCCGCCAUAUUCCUGUUUUCUGGAACAACACUGUUAUUCUGCUUUGGUUUCACUAAACUUCAGAUGUCGGAAUUAUGUUGAAUUAUGUUUAGGUGUGCUUUCACAACGAAUAGAUAAUGCACUCAGAGCCAGUAGUAAGUGCUGUCCUCCAUGCAGAAGCCACAAUAUACACAGUGCAUUUAAGUCCACGAAUGAAGCGAAAAUAUUUUUGUGGGCUAAAAUUCCCCUGCCUUCAUCUGUAUCUUAAAGAGCGAAUAAUCAAUCUUAACUGGAAUCUUGAUGGACCUUUGUCUUUUCUUAAGAAAACAAUGUGUUAUAUUCCAAACAACUUCCAACCCACAAGCUAUAAAUGAUAGUUCAGUUCUUAAAUACAUGUACUGUUAUAUUUCAGCUCUUUGUGUCAUUUUUGUAAUUGACAAUUCACGCUUUUACAACAAAGAAAACAGCAAAUAUGCAUGUAUAAUCAGCCGACAUUUCCAGUGGUAUAUAAGUGCUGCCUUUAAUCUUUGUCUUUAACACUCCCUAUUGCAUAUAGUUAUCUCUAAGUAUAGUUCUAGUUAAGAAAAUGGCUGCAUCGUUUACUCUCAGCCUAUAAUGCCUGUCCCAUACUUAGAAGAUGCGUUAUUUCAGCCAGCCGAGAAGACCAGCUUUUCUGUAUUAGCUUUAAUACUUAAUAAUAUAGCAAAUUGAGGACAUUGACUGUUUUCUUCAGGGGAAUUUACAAUGCAAGUUCUAAGUUGAGAACAUGCGUUAUUCUCAUCUGAGAUGCUGUAAUUCUUGUCUCAAGACAAAUUUUGAGGGCAAUACUAUUUUUAAAGAAAGCUGUUAUGCCCUUAUUUUCUUGAGAAGUAUCUGUAAAAUUACGUCAAAAUGUGCAACAUUAUAGACCUGGUUGCCAAAAAUUAUUGAUUGAAUAUUUUGUUGACGAAUUGUUUUUGAUAUUUACACGUCUCAGCAACCUAGCCACAUAUAGGUGGCACGUCCCAUUAUUAGCUUUAAGUUAGUCGUUUUAUCAUGUAAAUCAUAUGUUAACGUUUAUAUUAUACCAUGUUAUUCGUGUACAGUCGCCGUAUGUAAACUUUAAGGCCCAUUAGCACCGGUACCAAUAAGUAUAAUACUCUACACCCAAGCUAUUUACUUAUUUAUUAAUACGUAUCACAAUCGUUAAUUACCCAUAUGUAUAUGUGAUUUCCAUCAUGAAUAUGCUAAAGAGUGUUACCUUGACGGCCAUAUAAGUUCUCCUAUGCAAGCGUUGUAUUAUCAUAUUCAAGCAUCGUGCUAUCCCAUGCAACCACUGUGCUGCCCUGUUCAACCAGUAUGUUAUCCUAGGCAAGCAUUGUGUUUCCUAAUGCAAAAAUUGUUUCAUCCUAUACAAGCAUUGUGUUAUCCUAUGCAGACAGUGUACAUUGCUUCCACAACGACAUCAGAGACAAUAUUUGUCAAUUCCCUGGUUUGAGAUGAUUUUUCAUUAAUCUUUACACUUGCAUUAUUGUAUAUAUAGAUACAAAAUACACAUCUAAGAAAUUUGUAAAUACUUGUAAACAUAUGUACUACACUGUAGCUAGUCUAUAUUAAAAUCUAAUGACUUUUGAGUGUACAGAAUGUAUAUACAUGUACAAUGUAUUUUUAUUGUGUGGCAAAAUAUACUUCUUUGCAAAAGUUUGCACGAGUAUGCAAGCGUGUUUCUUUUCUUUUGAACACGUGUAUAUACAGAUAUAUAAAUAUAUAGAAAAUGAGCGAUUGUGUCCACGUGUAUGUUGCCCAAAGUGAAACAUAUCCAGCAGGCAUUUAUUUGUAUACAGUUUUUUAUGACAAUCAGGUGUCAAAGAGUGCGAUAUCUGUUAUUUUGUACAAUUUUACCAGUGUAAUAAACA